GUUCACCAAGCUAACUGUGAGUUCCUUCCAAUUCCUUGUCCAAAUCGGUGUGGAACUUUCUGCUUGUUGGCUGGGAUUGAAGAGCACCUGGCAAAGGCAUGUCCAAAAAGAAGGCUGGCAUGCGAGUUCUGUGAGGCAAUGGUGCAGUUAAAUAGGAUGGAGUCACAUCUUGAUGUAUGUCCAAAGGUGAAGGUUGAAUGCCAAUACUGUGGUGAGCAAUUAGUACAGGAGCAAGUCAAGUCCCAUAUUGAUAUGUAUUGUCCAAAAGUUGAAGCACCUUGCGUAUUCACCUUAAUGGGUUGCAAAGAAAAGAUGGUGAGAGAGAAAUUGCAAGAACAUCUUAAUCAAUCUUUGCACAAACACAUGUCAAUGCUAGCUAACAAUCUAAUGCAACUUCAGUUCUCCACGGCGCAUACUAUCACACACCAGUACAGAUCACUCGCCGACGAUCAUCCACAAGAUCAACUUACAAGUGGAAUAUCAUCCAUUACUAGCAGUAUGGACAGCAUGCAGAUGAAACAACCAGAUUACCGUCAUCAGUCUCGUGGAGGUUACACUACCUCCUGGCAGCAAGCAAGAGGAGGUAUGAAUGAACACACACGUCAACAGUCCAGAGAGGGGCGCGACUCUCCACGGCCGCAAGACCUGGAAACUGAGGUUCUCAUUUUGAAAGACAGACUGAAGUAUCAAGAACAAAAAACAGCUGUUCAGGAACAAAAGAUUUUUGAACUGCAUUCCAAAGUGCUGUUAGGGGAUCAAAAGUUAGCAGAAAAAAAUGAAAUCAUUGAUAUACUGAAAGAUCAGCUUAGAAACAUUGAAGCAAGGAAUUGCGGAGGCAAAUUUUACUGGAAAUUAGAACACUUUCAUUCUCUUUGCGAAGAGGCAAAUUUAAAAGGCUCGGACUCGGUUGUAAGACACAGUGUUGGAUUUUACACAAGCUUUUAUGGGUAUAAGUUAUGUGUCCGAGUGAACUUGAAUUGUAAAGAUCCAAAUCAAGGGUAUGUUUCAUUGUUCAUUCAUUUCAUGAAAGGUGAUUUUGAUGAUUAUUUGGAAUGGCCCUUUCAAGGUAACAUAACUUUAUCUAUUGAGGAUCAAAACAUUGACUUUGUGAAACGUAAACACAUCAGUGAAACGCUAAUCGCAAAGCCAGGCCUAGCUGCUUUUGACAAACCUGCUAGCAAUCGCAACCAUAAAGGCUUCGGCUACAUGGAGUUUGCACCAUUAGCAUCACUUGAAAAGGGUUCUUACAUCAAGGAUGGAGCAGUAUUAGUCAAAGUAGUUGUAUGCCCAACGUCUUCAAAAUGAUGAUAAUGGCAUCUUAAAAAUUUCAAAAUUAAAAUCCUCUUAAUUAUAAUAUCAAAAUGAUGCAUUAAACAGUGGACUGGAAGACACCCAUUUCUCAUUCACUGACUAAACCCUACACAGCAGUAAAGCAGUAUAUAAAUAUAUACAGUAAUAAUACAUUGAGGUUCAAAUAGUGGCAGACCUUUAAAUGUCAACACUAACUGUGUUAAAGAGUAUUUAUUGCACUAGACUGGAAUUAAGUUUAUUAAAUUCUUCAGUUAAAACAUGCAGCACUGUCAUUAUUUUGCCAAAGUAAUUGUGUACCACUGGGAAAAAAGACAUUUAUUUUGAAAAUAAAAGUAUAAGAUACAUAUAAACAAAAGCAGUAUGCACAGACAUUAAAAGAAUUGUUUUACAACAUUUGUUUCUCUAUUAUUUUGUUUAUUUUAGUUGUGGUAAUUGAAUUCAAAUAUUCAAAAGAAAUACAGUUAUACAGAUAUUAGCUUUUGAAAUGACUUGGUUGUUAAAAUUUAAAGCAAUAUCUAUUGUAAAAAGUAAAUUCUAAACUGAAAAGUUAUGCACAGUAAUAGUGCUAAGCUGUAGAACAUAUUUUGUCAUAAAAAGGAAUUGUUUAUUUAUAUAUUUGCUGUAUUUGACCAACAAGGAGGCUCAAUAAGUCAACACCCUUGACACUUUAUUAUAUUGCAGUUUAUAAAGGAACUUUUAAUCAGCCGAGGUGAGGUUUCAAUUGUGUUGUGCAUGUUAAUGUUGAAAAAAUGAGAAAUUUCAUAUACUGUAUAUAUAUCAUAUACUGUAUGUAUAUAUAUAUAUAUAUAUAUAUAUUUAUUUAUUUUCUCAAAAAUCACAACUAUGUACAGAAGAGUGAAGCCAAUGAGGAUACAAAGCAGCACCAAACAUUAAAUUCAAACAACAGAAAGAGAAAUAGAAAAAAUUAAAAUACCAAUGUAAACUACUAUAGUAUACAUUACUAGUAAACAUCACAAAGAAAUAAACACCAAAAAAUAGACAUAUACAAUAAUAUAUCUAAAAAUAAAUGCUGAUUUCAUGAAUUGAAAAGUAGAUUUUGCAGUUUAUUAACUAUGAAUAAUAAUAAUAUUAAUAAUAUAAAUAAUAAAUUUAAAUAAUGUAGACAACUUACUAAAAUUAGAUAAAAGAUGUUGAUAAAAUAUUUAAAAUAUUAAGAUUAAAUAAACACC
Molecule: messenger RNA, 2501 nt
Organism: Anneissia japonica
Lineage: Eukaryota; Metazoa; Echinodermata; Crinoidea; Comatulida; Comatulidae
Product: TNF receptor-associated factor 6-like
Biological process (GO): regulation of apoptotic process; positive regulation of JNK cascade; protein K63-linked ubiquitination
Cellular component (GO): plasma membrane signaling receptor complex
Molecular function (GO): ubiquitin-protein transferase activity; tumor necrosis factor receptor binding; zinc ion binding
Source: RefSeq, a predicted model, not a curated record